Molecule: messenger RNA, 507 nt
Organism: Dicrocoelium dendriticum
Lineage: Eukaryota; Metazoa; Platyhelminthes; Trematoda; Plagiorchiida; Dicrocoeliidae
Source: the annotation of a GenBank genome assembly
AUGCUAGGGAAGAUUGAGAAAGAAGAAGAUUAUCCUCAGCUGUUUGAAAACACCAAAAAAGCACAAAUUCUGACGCACAGAGUAAAGUGCAUCCCUUACGAAUGUGGGACAUUGGCUAUAGAACAGUACCAGGAGCUUCUGUUUGAAGGUCCAUUUCAGUUACCGUUUUCUUCCAAUAUCUCUCUGCACAACUUUAAUUAUGAUACUUUGUAUUUCAAAGUAGAAACCUCAACAACUAAUUUGUCGGUCUUUCCACGCAAAGGCGCAGUAAACGAAAAUGGCAGCACGAAUUUGAUCGUAAUUCGGAAACCACUAACUUUAACCGCUUCCAAUGCCAUCAACGAAACAAUUACAAUAUGGGAAUCCACGUCCAAUGAUGCACUUGGGCAGGGGUACCCUGGCCAGACAAAGCUCACCACAAUCAAAUGUGUGUAUAACACUCCAAAAACAACGUCGUCCAUAACUGAUUGCCAACGAUCAGUAAGCGAUUUACGGAAUGUCGAUUGA